Messenger RNA from Geodia barretti, 905 nucleotides. Lineage: Eukaryota; Metazoa; Porifera; Demospongiae; Tetractinellida; Geodiidae. The record is from the annotation of a GenBank genome assembly.
ACUAUGGUUACGGGAAUACGAGCCGCACAAUAUGGCUGCCGGGGAUUCGCUGGUGGUGCACCACCGUGGAAGGAGGUACAGGAGAGCUCACCGGAGGCCGGAAGAUGCGGUGAAGAAAGAAGAUUUAUCACGUGAGACAGGCCAAUCGCAGUCUUUGCCCAAACCUUCUCUGAUCAGUGAGACCCUGCCAACAGAGCUCGCCAGACUGCCUCGAACAACUGGUGAUCCUCACCUAUUCCAGGUAUGUGAGCCAACAGCAGUGACAACAAUCACUCUCGUUACAUUACUAGAGGUACAAGCCUCUCCCCCCUAUUGGCUCUGCACAGAGUGUGCAACUGUCAGUUCCUGAGUCCACAGUGUCAGUUUGCCUGCGGCUACCAGAUGGCAGUCGUAUCAGCUCCACUCUCCCCACCUCCUCCCCUCUCUCCUCCCUAGUGGCAGCUGCUCUGAGUGGAGGACCAGUACACGACUGGACACUAGUCACCAGUGAGGUUCCAAAGAGAGAGUUGAAGAAUCUUUCUCUCACUCUGCAGCAGGCUGGCCUCACACAGUCCUGUACACUCCACCUUGUACCCCCCGAAUGUUGAACACUCUUAUUUGACUGUCCCAAUGGUAUUACAAUCUCUGUGAUACCCUCAUUAUUAUUUUCCAUAAGAGCAGCGACAGACGUCAAAAGGUAUUUGCUGCUCGCAUGCGUGGCAAUGAUUAAUGAAAAGAGUAGACAUGUUUUUAGACAGUGGCAUUCAGAAGCCUUGUGUCCACUGUUUCAGGGGCUUGUAGAUGGGACACACCCCUGAGCGACAGGUGAGCGUUCCCACGGUGAGGGUGUAGGUGGGAGGAAAGAUGCCUUGGGGUGGCAUAGCGACGACCUUUGUCCUCCGAGGAGGCAGCAGGAGGUCUGUGGA